AUGGUCAUCCCCCUCGGCAUUCUUCCAAAUCGGUCAAGAACUCUUUCGGCAUCUUUCUUCGUCACUUGGUUCGUGGGUUUCAAUUCGGACGAUUGCUUCAAGUGUGAUCAUUCUGCUGGCACCGGAUUCCGGUACACUGGCGCUCAGAUUUGUUAUGCUCAUCGUUGUCGCUUCGUCCUCGUGGAAUCCAUAUCGAUUGUCAAAGGAGAUGUAUUCGAGCGUCUUUUUGAAAACUAUGGAUUGAAUGCGCGCCUCGACGUGAUCAGAUAUGCUGAUCUUCUUCGCAUAGCGAAUGUGGAAAUUAUUCAAAAAGAGGAGCCAGUGGCGUCGCGACGUCUGUUGAUCAGAAUUGCAAUUUGUUGCAUUAAGCGCUGGGCAGAAUAUGAUUCCGAGCAUAGUAGUUUUGAAAGCACUAGUACUUCACAAGAAAUAUGUGAUAACGAUGGAAUAGGGCUUGAAGAAAGAAAACACAAGGUGAAUUAUUUCAUCAGUCACCUGCUGCCAGUUUUAUCAGAAACGAUCACACUUUCUGAUGAUAACUUGGAAAAUCUUUUAGACAUUCCAUUGAGCAUUCUGGAUGUUGUCACUGUCAAAUUGAAUAUGCGUGUGAAUUCUGUUAUCAUUGAUAUUCGAAGUGGGCAGUCACAAGAAGAUAAAGAACUUGAAGAGAAUUUUCGAAAUAAUAUUCGUUUGGCUUUGACAAUUUUCCAGUGUAUUUUAGUUUUCAAACAAGGAGAUCUCCUUACAGAUAAUCUGAUUCGAGGGGCAAAUGUAUUACAAAAGUUUUUGAAAGCUAUCUCAAAUCUGAAUGAAAAAGACAAACAACUAUUUUUGGACUUUCAAGAGCUUGCUCACAGAAUUAUCAUGAUUUUAAGGUCAAACGACGUUGAAUCGAAAGAUGAUGUGGUGCCUUCUUUCAUUGAUGAAAGUGAGAAAUCAAGAAAUUCUCGAAGAACUGAAGUUUAUUCACUAGAAGAAAUUAAAUCGGACCUUUUGGACAAGUCGGAACCUAUUCGUGGUCAUGCAUUAAUUAUGUUAGCGAAGGGUAUUCGUGAAAGGAACAAACGACUUUUGGAGGACAUUUUUGCCUAUCCUAAAAUUAUGUCUACAGUCAUGGAACAUGUUGCUGAUAGCGAUUCUUACGUUUACUUAUCAGCAAUAAAUGCCAUGGUAGAAUUGGCGUACUGGAAACAGCAAUUUUUUGAUGAAAUGGUUGAAUUUUUCUUGGAUCCAGUUGAGAAACUGCAAAGUCUUCUUAAACGUGAUGGUAAUAUUCCAUUUAACUUCAUUUAUGUUGUUAUUGACAGUUUGAAAGAAGAUGAAAAGGAAACCUAUUUAAUAAUACAAAGAGUUAAAAUUGGUGAGGCUAUUUCGAAGGCAUGUAAAACUCUAGGACAGAUGGCACCUUCGUACUUCGAUCGUAUAGUGAAUCCAAUGUUAUCCUUGAUAUUUCAUACUACGGAUGAUCAGUUGCGUGCUUCUGUACUGUCAUCUUUAUCUGAUCUUAUCAUAUCCUGUCGAGGAUUGAAUAUCCAUAAACAUAUAAAUGAGAUGAUGUUGGUAGCAAAAUUAAAUUUACGUGAUGCGGAAGCGGAAAUCGUUCGGCGUGCAGCAGUCAACUUAAUGCGUUCGAUUGUAAGAACUUAUGAUAUCAGUCUUUUGCAACAGGGGUCAACGUAUCUCUAUGAUAUAGCUGAUUUAUUAAGCUAUAUACUAGAUCAAGAUGAAGAUUUGGUUGUCAAAACUCAUGCAAUGUUGUGCUUGCAAGAUAUCAAUGCACAAAUAGAAGAAGAUUUUUCAGAGUUUGAAAAAGCUUACGUUCGCAAGAUACGAUUUUAA
Molecule: messenger RNA, 1839 nt
Organism: Thelazia callipaeda (thelaziosis nematode)
Lineage: Eukaryota; Metazoa; Nematoda; Chromadorea; Rhabditida; Thelaziidae
Source: the annotation of a GenBank genome assembly